Macadamia integrifolia is the source of this 1802-nucleotide messenger RNA. Its product is annotated as probable sodium/metabolite cotransporter BASS4, chloroplastic. Gene Ontology annotation, cellular component: chloroplast envelope. NCBI's taxonomy places the organism in Eukaryota, Viridiplantae, Streptophyta, Magnoliopsida, Proteales, Proteaceae. Bases 106 to 1419 code for a protein of 437 amino acids. The record is from RefSeq and is a predicted model, not a curated record. The transcript has 15 exons.
GUCAAACGGAAUACCAUACCAGCAAGCGGCAGUGCUUUAUGUCGUAUUCAUAUUUAGUAUUUGCAGUCUUAGAACAUCUCUCUUCCAGAAUUUACAGAUUUAGGAAUGGCGGGAACUCUUCACACUCUAGUUCACAGACAUGCAACGGUCAGUAACGGAAAAUCUUGUCAGCGAAAACCUAUUGUUCCGGCUCAUUAUAUCCGAUUCCGUGGCAUUUCUCGUCUCGCUUGUAACCCUAAUUCUUCAAUCAUCUGGAAAUCCCGUCCAAUUUCUCGAACUAUCAGAGCCAAAGAAAGAUCUGAUCAGGAAAAUCAUGAUCGAAAUCAGCUUGGUAGUGUUAUGGAUUCAGCAACUGAGUUAUCAUGGGUGAAACCAUUAUUAAAUUUCGCUGCCACUAACUUCCUUCCAAUAGCUCUUGUUAGUGGAGUAGCUUUAGGACUUGCAAAUCCUGGUCUUGGUUGUCUUGCCAACAAAUAUUGUGUAUCAAAGUUCAGCACUUUUGGGAUUUUUCUUAUUUCAGGGCUGAUGUUGCAGAGUAAGGAAAUUAGUGCCGCAGUAAAAGCAUGGCCUGCUGGACUGUUUGGGCUAGUUUCCAUUUUGUUAUUAAGUCCCUUCUUUUCAAGGAUUAUUUUGCAACUUAAGCUGUACCCGCAAGAAUUUGUCACAGGUUUAGCUAUUUUUAGCUGCAUGCCAACAACGCUGUCUAGCGGAGUGGCAUUGACACAGCUUGUUGGGGGAAACUCAGCUCUUGCCCUUGCAAUGACAGUGAUAUCAAAUCUGUUAGGCAUUUUCAUUGUACCCCUUUCCCUCUCAAAGUUCAUAGCAGCUGGAGUUGGUGUACCUGUUCCAACUGAGCAAUUGUUUAGAAGCCUUAUUGUGACACUUUUGGUCCCUUUGAUAUUAGGGAAGGGGCUUAUACAUGCUUUUGAUAUGCAGGUCGCUCGAGAUAUCUUCUAUGGUGUGGCAGAAUAUGUUGAUCAGAACCGUAAACUUUUCUCCAUGAUGAGUGCUAUUUUCCUCAGCCUUGUUCCAUGGAUGCAAGUGAGCAGAUCAAGGCCAUUGCUUUUAAUGGUUAAGCCAGCUGUAUUUUUUGUAGCCAUUGGGCUGGGAUCACUGCUGCAUCUCAUCCUAUUGGCUUUGAAUGCUCUUUUAUUAAAGAGCCUUUCGAGUGUCUCUGGUGGUAGAGAAUCAGUUUUUUCAGAGAAAGGGAAUGCCCGUGCUGUUGUAAUUGUUGCAAGCCAGAAAACACUUCCUGUAAUGGUAGCAGUUGUGGAGCAGCUCGGUGGUGCUCUUGGUGAAUCAGGCUUGCUGGUUCUUCCUUGUGUUGCAGCACAUAUCAACCAGAUCAUCAUUGACUCUUUUCUAGUAAAUUCCUGGCUUCAAAAAGAUAAGUCAUUUUAUAAUGCCAAGGAAGCAUAACACAUGGACGAGCAUAAUUUGAGGAAGAGACCAUGGACAGGGAGUAUGCAGGAAUCAGAACCUCGAGCAAUGUAUCAAGGAUUACAAGGAGCAAAAGAGCAGGGGUGGUCGUAUGUAGUAGUUUGGACGGAUUGUCAAGAGGUUGUAGAAUGGCUCAAGCAAGCAAUUAUGAAAUAAGGUUGACCUUGGGAGAUGUUGAACUUAUUGUAUGAUGUUUCUAAGCUUAUGGAAUGUUUUGAAGUUGUACAUUUUGAAAAGUAAAGGGAUGAGGUAUCUGUUGCCCAUAAGUGGGCAGUGAAGUCAAGGUUGUGUAAGCUCUCGACGUCACAUUUUAUGAAUGUAGAAACUGCUUUAUUUACGUAAUGAAGUUUUUUCUUUUAUCA